AUGCAACAGGACCUAAACGAACUGUCCCUCUGGUCACAAGCUAGUCACAUGAAGCUCCAUCCGAAGAAAUGCAAAGUGCUGCAUAUCGAGUUCAGAAAGAUCCCUGUCACACCGCCUUCACUUACUGUCAACAACAUUGAAGUUCAACUAGUGAAAGUGCUGAGAGUUCUGGGUGUGAUUCUCCAGGCUGAUCUGAAAUGGAACUCGCACGUGGACUCAGUAUGCACUAAAGCAAACCAGCGCUUGUACUUCCUCAGGAAACUCAAGCACUUUCACCUCACCACUGACGAUCUCCUGACGGUGUAUACUUCCUACAUCCGCCCUAUCCUCGAAUACGCCGCUCCGGUUUGGCACUCCGGUUUGCCCUACAAGUUGAGUGACGGGAUUGAGAAAGUCCAACGCAGAGCUCUACGAGUUAUCCUGGGUUCUGAAUAUACUUCUUACGCCGCUGCCUGCUCACACCUGGGACUACCAACUCUCUCCUCCCGGCGUAGAACACUGACAGAGACCUUUGCCAAGUCUCUUCUCCGUUCCGGACAGCUUCAACAUAUCCUACGGUACCACCCACCAGAGGAAGCAUCAGUGGCCGGACUUCAAAAGUACCGUCAUAAUUUAAUCGUUAUCGACAAGACUAAAACCAUUUACUGUUAUAUCCCUAAAACCGGCUGUACAACAACAAAACUGGUAAUGUACAACCUCCAACACGACACAAAUUUGACCAGCGCAGAUCUUGGCCCUAACAAAAAAGUAGAGAUUCACCGGUACCCCUUUAAGUUGCUGAACAAAUACAGUAUGGAAGAUGCACAAAUGCGUCUGAAGACCUACAACAAACUCAUUGUCGUCCGUGACCCCUUAGAGAGGCUAGCCUCUGCCUGGCUUGAUAAAUUUUUCAACAGUCCAGGACGCUUCAUAUUCAGAAAGAGGUUACGGCAGGCUGUAGGGAAUUCAACAUUCGGAAAAACAACAACAAAAAGGGUUCAAUACGACUUCAUCGCUCAUACGGACACGCUGGUAGAAGACCUUCGUCUGUUCUUCCACAGGAGCGGUAUCGUAGGGAAGGACGGCAUCCUCCCGAGACAGCACCCCUCUCGGGCUAAAGCCCGCUUCGGUAGGACCUUUCGAGUGGUCCCGCCGGAGGACAUACGUCGCCUCGGGCAAAUCUACAAACCGGAUUUCGACAUGUUCGGAUACUCGAUUGAGGAGGACCUUGAAAUGAUUGAAAACGAACAGCGGAACGCACUAAAACAAAAUGUCUGA
This is a messenger RNA of Branchiostoma belcheri (Belcher's lancelet), 1257 nucleotides long. Its product is annotated as carbohydrate sulfotransferase 10-like. Gene Ontology annotation, molecular function: 2-oxoglutarate-dependent dioxygenase activity; methyltransferase activity; sulfotransferase activity. Gene Ontology annotation, biological process: carbohydrate biosynthetic process. The record is from RefSeq and is a predicted model, not a curated record. Lineage: Eukaryota; Metazoa; Chordata; Leptocardii; Amphioxiformes; Branchiostomatidae. Gene Ontology annotation, cellular component: membrane. The coding region runs from base 1 to 1257 and encodes 418 amino acids. The transcript has 4 exons.